Ochotona princeps (American pika) is the source of this 1408-nucleotide messenger RNA. RefSeq names its product NSFL1 cofactor (gene NSFL1C). Gene Ontology annotation, molecular function: ubiquitin binding. Gene Ontology annotation, cellular component: cytosol; nucleus. NCBI's taxonomy places the organism in Eukaryota, Metazoa, Chordata, Mammalia, Lagomorpha, Ochotonidae. The transcript has 9 exons. The record is from RefSeq and is a predicted model, not a curated record. Gene Ontology annotation, biological process: Golgi organization; proteasome-mediated ubiquitin-dependent protein catabolic process; autophagosome assembly. Bases 53 to 1168 code for a protein of 371 amino acids.
ACGCGGCCGCGCGGCGCCGUCCGGAGCAGUUUAGGAGGUGCACGAGGCGAAGAUGGCGGCGGAGCGGGAGGACGCGCUGAGGGAGUUCGUGGCGGUGACGGGCGCCGAGGAGGACCGGGCCCGCUUCUUCCUUGAGUCAGCCGGCUGGGACCUGCAGAUCGCACUGGCGAGCUUUUACGAGGAUGGAGGGGAUGAAGAUAUUGUGACCAUUUCUUCCCAGGCAGCCCCCAGUUCAGUAUCCAGAGGCACAGCCCCCAGUGACAGUAGAGUAACGUCUUUCAGAGACCUCAUUCAUGACCAAGAUGAAGAUGAUGAUGAGGAGGAGGGCCAGAGGUUUUAUGCUGGGGGCUCAGAGAGAAGCGGACAGCAGAUUGUUGGCCCACCCCGGAAAAAAAGUCCCAAUGAGCUGGUGGACGACCUCUUUAAAGGCGCCAAGGAGCACGGAGCAGUAGCCGUGGAGCGGGUGACCAGGAGCCCCGGGGAGAGUAGCAAAACCAGACCAUUCGCAGGGGGUGGCUACCGCCUGGGGGCAGCACCAGAGGAGGAAUCUGCCUACGUGGCGGGAGAGAGGCGACGGCAUUCCGGCCAAGAUGUUCAUGUGGUGCUGAAACUCUGGAAAAGUGGAUUUAGCCUGGACGAUGGUGAUCUUAGAAGCUACCAGGACCCAGCCAACGCCCAGUUUCUGGAGUCUAUCCGUAGAGGGGAGGUGCCAGCAGAGCUGCGGAGGUUAGCUCAUGGUGGACAGGUGAACCUGGACAUGGAGGACCACCGGGAUGAGGACUUCGUGAAGCCCAAAGGAGCCUUCAAGGCCUUCACUGGCGAGGGUCAGAAACUAGGCAGCACUGCCCCCCAGGUGUUGACUGCCAGCUCUCCAGCCCAGCAGGCAGAAAAUGAAGCCAAAGCCAGUUCUUCCGUAUUAAUCAACGAGUCAGAACCUACCACAAACAUCCAGAUACGGCUUGCUGAUGGCGGGCGGCUGGUGCAGAAAUUCAACCACAGCCACAGGAUCAGCGACAUCCGACUCUUCAUUGUGGACGCCCGGCCAGCCAUGGCUGCCACCAGCUUUGUCCUCAUGACCACCUUCCCGAACAAAGAGCUGGCAGAUGAGAGCCAGACCCUGAAGGAAGCUAACCUGCUCAAUGCUGUCAUCGUGCAGAGGUUGACAUAGCCCCCGGCAGCUGCCUCCCUGGCUCCCCCUACCCCUGCCAGCAGCCGGGGGGUGCUCUGUGGGGACCGCCCUCCCCUCCUCCAUUGUGCACGCCCAGCAGCCCCGUGGUGCUUCUGCACCGUAGCUCUGGGUUCUCAGUGCUCAGCUGGACAUUUGUUUUCUCCUUAGUUUUAUUUCCUGAGUUUUUGUGAAGAGAAACGGACUUUAAAGAAAAAAUAAAACCAAAAAACUGAAGGACUA